This is a messenger RNA of Medicago truncatula (barrel medic), 474 nucleotides long. Its product is annotated as SKP1-like protein 1B. Gene Ontology annotation, biological process: ubiquitin-dependent protein catabolic process. Bases 1 to 474 code for a protein of 157 amino acids. The transcript is spliced from 3 exons. The record is from RefSeq and is a predicted model, not a curated record. Lineage: Eukaryota; Viridiplantae; Streptophyta; Magnoliopsida; Fabales; Fabaceae.
AUGUCUUCAAUAACGAAGAAGAUGAUCACUUUGAAGAGUUCCAACGGUGAAACCUUCGAGGUUUCCGAGGCGGUGGCACUUCAAUCGCAGACAAUCAAGGGCAUGAUGGAGGAGAAUUGUGGCAACAACGGAAUCCCUAUUCUUAACGUGAAGAGCAAGAUAUUGGCAAAGGUGACUGAAUACUGUAAGAUGCAUGUCGAGGCCAGCAAGACAUUGGCGAAGGGAAUUGAUUACUGUGAGAAGCAAGUUGAUGCCGACACCGCGAAUUCCAAUGAUCUUAAAGCUUGGGAUGCUAAAUUCAUGAAGAAGACUGAUAUGAAAACGCUUUGCGAUCUCAUGCUGGCUGCGAAUUACUUGAACAUCAAGGGUCUGCUGGAUCUUACCUGUCGGGCUGUACCGGAUCUUGUUCGAGGGAAGACAUUGAGAAAAUGGUACAACAAAGAGUUUGUUCUUGGAGAAUUUGUUUUAGACUAA